Molecule: messenger RNA, 1851 nt
Organism: Magnusiomyces paraingens
Lineage: Eukaryota; Fungi; Ascomycota; Dipodascomycetes; Dipodascales; Dipodascaceae
Exons: 2
Coding region: 1-1851 (616 amino acids)
Molecular function (GO): oxidoreductase activity, acting on the CH-CH group of donors
Source: RefSeq, a predicted model, not a curated record
AUGAAGCCAGCUACAGCAACAACAGGGUUUUUUCAAGAAAGGCCUACCCUUCGUAAUCAAUUUACUACGGAUUCUAACAUCUUACGCGCCUUGGACUACUUUUUGCCAAAAGCCGUGCUGGAACAUGCAACACAAGAGCUGGUCCCAUUUGGUGACAAAAUUAUUACACCAGAAGUUUUUGAGUGGAUGGAGGAUGCUGAAACAAAUCUGCCCUAUAUCGAGCAACAAGACUUGUGGGGUCACCCACGUAACAAGCUCAUCACAAGUGAAGGCUGGCGACGGCUUAAGGAAUUUGGCGUGCGUGAGGGCCUACUUGCUACGUUUUACGAUGGAGAGUACCCGCGCGAGUUUGCACGCAUUGUCGGUUUCGCCAAACACUACCUGUUUUCGCCAUCCUCAGCCAUGGUAACUUGUCCGUUUGCCAUGACGGACGGUUGUGCUCGUGUAUGUCAGCUUAUGGGCCCGUUUGAAGCGUCUGGUGACGAGUACUAUAAGAGAUUGUCUAGUCGAGACCCGGAAUAUUCAUGGACAUCCGGUCAGUGGAUGACGGAACGACCUGGUGGAUCAGACGUGUCUAAUACAGAGACAGUUGCCGAGACUGAUACACAGUCCGGGUCUAAACAGUACAAAUUGAGCGGGUUUAAGUGGUUUUCAAGUGCAACCGACUCGCAGGUGACUAUCACGCUUGCACGCAUUGGUGACGACAAGCGCUUGAGUUGCUUUUUAGUUCCUGUGACUGAGAAUGUGCGCUCCGGAAAAAUUGUCAUGAACAGACUCAAGCGCAAAUUUGGAACCAAGGCAUUACCGACAGCAGAGCUUGAACUACGUGAAGUGAACGGUGAGCUGAUUGGAGAUCGUGGACGUGGAGUUGUAGCCAUUGCUAAUGUGCUCAACAUUACACGUGUAUACAGCGCUGUUGGAUCAACUGGCAACAUGGCACGAGCGUUGAGCAUCGCACGUGAGUACUCUAGAGUGCGCAAGGUGUUUGGUCGAAAACUGUGCGAAAUUCCGAGUCACGUUAAGGGUCUUGCGGAGCAGACAAUUUUGUUACGUGGUUUGAACUUUUUGGGCUUUUACGCGUGCCAGUUGCUUGGUGCUGUAGAAGCUGGAAAAGCCAGUGUCUCAGAGCUGACUCUUGCACGUGUGGUUCCAGGCAUCGCUAAAGCCUACAAUUGCAAGCGUACAACUGGUGGAAUUUCCGAAUGUAUGGAAGCGUUAGGUGGUGUUGGAUAUCUUGAGUUUGACAUGGAAUUUAAUAUUGGCAAGUUGCUUCGCGACAACCAGGUCAAUACCAUUUGGGAGGGCACCACCAACGUGCUUUCAGAUGACUUUGUACGAUUUUUGAUGAACAACUCCAAAGGAGUAGCAGAUGCUCUUAGUGAUUUCUUCAACGAUCGGUUGGGGAAUAUUGAAGAUGUUCCAGAACAUGAGCGACAGCCAGAGGCAUCAGCACCUAGCCUUGUGAGUCCUAAUAAUACGAGCGGGUCUCAAUCGCAAGUUUUGGCAAAACUUAAGCGCCGAACUUCUGAUGAUCUUGCUUCAUGGUUUGCUAUGGUUGAUGGGUCGAGUGGCAAUGGAACUAUUGAUGUUUCAGCUGGAAUGCUGAGCCAGCAUGCACGCGAAUAUGUGUUCCAGCUCGCAGAGAUUCUCAUUUCAGUGCUACUGGUUUCCGAUGCCGCACGACAGGUAACUGGCGAUGUAGUAGGCGAUUCUGUAGCAUUAGAGGCUGCAACACGUUGGGUGCUCCGGGACCUGUCACGCUCGGCAUUUGAUCGAAGCAGCUUGUAUGUUGGGCCCGAUGAGCAGAUUAAUAAGUUGAUUGUGUAUGGCGAUGUUCGUGCCAAAUUGUAG